Sycon ciliatum is the source of this 2767-nucleotide messenger RNA. RefSeq names its product serine/arginine repetitive matrix protein 2-like. NCBI's taxonomy places the organism in Eukaryota, Metazoa, Porifera, Calcarea, Leucosolenida, Sycettidae. Bases 563 to 2062 code for a protein of 499 amino acids. The record is from RefSeq and is a predicted model, not a curated record. The transcript has 3 exons.
GCUGCCUACUUCGGGAAAGGACAAUGAAGCUGAGCUGGCGAUUUCAGUCACAAGGUGACAUCUCCAUUUCCAGCUCAGCAAAUAUGUUCCAGUCUUGAGACAUGACAUGCCGAGAGCAGUGCAGCAGCCGGUCUGUGACUGUGAGUGACUGAUCAGUCAGCGAUGCGUACAACGUCCAUCACUGGCAUCAGCAGGUUCGCACCUUUCGUGUAACUUUUGUUCAGUUGACUUGGGUUCGCGAAGCGUUUCUUCAGUCUUGGCUGUAGAGCAAUACGUGCCUGGUAUUGCAUUUGUCUUUAGAAGAGUAGACUGCCUUUCCACGCGAACCUUUCCGAUCAUUCGGUAGCAGAGCGUUGUGAUCCGCAUCCCAUUGCUAAGGUGCACUGCUAAGGUGCAUUGCUGGAGGCUGCAUUGUAGGACAAGACGCCCCUUUGAUCUGACCACUUGAUAACACCGCAGUGUUUUCGAAAAUAAGCUGGUUGUUUUGAAAGAGAGGUGGUCUUGCGCAGGCAGUACUCUUCUUCCUUAGGCGGUCGAUUUCAGUAGAUCUAAGCUUGCGAAAAUGGCGGUGGUCACAUCGGCAGCAACCCCGGACUGGAUGGCUAAGCUCCGAUCCAAGAACAAAGACAAGAAGGAUGACGUGCUGGGAGGUUCCGCCGCCGCCAAGACUGAGUCAGAGGCGCGCGCAAAGCCGACUGCUGCCUGGAUGCAGAAGCGGGACUCGUCGAAAAGCGUGGGUCGAAGCAGCCCCAGCAGUCGGAGAACAUUGUUCGGAGAGCCAGCGUCGAAGCAAAACGGCAGUCCUGUGCUGAGUCGACUCAGUUCGUCCAGCAAGCAACAACCGGUCGAGAAGACUAACCAUCAAGCUUCGACAUUGCCGCGAUCCUUUGGCAGCAGUACGCCGAACGGGAGCACCAAUGCCGCAGGUAGACCCGGAGAGGCUCAGUCGUCGACCCGCGGAACCAGUACCCUAACAAGGGAUGCUGGGAAAGCUGGUGAUGGCGAAGCAAAAAAGACACCGUCAUCUGGGAGCGGCAACAAGUCAUCGGUGUCUGUGCUAAGGAAUCUGUUCAGCCAAAAGACUGCGGACAAGCCAGCUCCAGGAUCGCCUGUACUGUUGAGCGCCCGCCUGCGAGCUGAUGCCACGUCCUCACCCAAACUGUCCAAAACCAGCAAGCCAGAAACCAGUGGUACCAGCAAGGUUGUGGAUGGCAGCAGGUCCAGUGAGUGCUCUACAGCAGCACCUCACACCAAGCCAGAACUCAAGGUUACGGACAGCCUUGACCUACCCAGCUCGAAUGUUCUGCGACUCAGGAGAAUAUCCGAGGAGAGAGACAGGGAUGCGGCCGCGGCACUACAGGCGAAGGCAGCCGGUGCAAAGCGCAAAACCAGCAACGAGGAAAGGCAGACAGAGGUAGGUAAGGUGCAGCGCAAGACCAGCAACGAAGGCAAGCCGCCGUCUCCAUCCACUAAACAAGCUACUAAGCAUGGCAACAACACUCCCCAGCAACCUCCCAAAGUGGUGAUGCAGGUGGAAGGGAGCCCGAACGAGCCUCUAGAGAGCACAAACAUCGAUGACUUCAUUGCCGACAAGGAGAUGCUGCGCACGUUCAGUCUGGAUCCGGCCAAACUACGCAAGCUGAGCGCAGAGGGUGCAUCCAGUGCACCUGCCUCAGCUACGGGCUCUCCAGCAUCUCGCAGGCAACGGCGACACUCGAUUCUCCUGACUCCUGAACGGAAGACGGCCAAGAAGAUGCGACGCCGGGUGUCCUUCAGCGAAGUCAGCCUGGAAGUCGUUCAUCAGUUCCAGCGCGAGGAGCCACAGCCGUCGGACGAUGAGGAUGACGAGGAUACGCGCAACAUGAUAAAACGCGCCAUGGUCAUGGACGACGCCGACGGGCUAGCAACCGAGUUGCAUCCACGACUGUCGCCACUGGGAGCCGGCAGAGCCCCGAAAAAGAACAAGAGUCUUUCGGGGCCGUUUGCAUUCCCUGCUGAUGAAGACGAACCGCCGGAUAUGUACACAGACGUUCCAGACUCUGUCGCUGCUCUGCUCAUGUAAACAUACCAGUAAGAAACCCCUGUUUAUCUAAAGAUCCGUACCUGUUGCAGUUGAAAUUGCCUGUUGAAGCACCACCACAAGUAUCAAUUUUUGAAAGAUAUGAUUUGCGUAUUUCGGAAACUUCAAUGCGUGCUACAGAAUUGCAUCUUUGCUUGAGAAACGUUUUUGCACAUGAUUGCUUUGAAUUAAAAUGUUUCUGCCAAAGCGCAGGACCUUCUUGAAUACUGGAAACGCUGGGCUUCGGCUACUCCGGAUGCGGCACUUUAUGCUGUCUUGCAGCAUUCUUUUGAAACAGCUUAUCAUGAGAGUUGCGUGAGUACUACAAAUUGUGAAAAUACGUUCUUGGCAUCGGAAGUAGAACACGAUUGCCGUGUGGCUUACUGUGUGUCAGCAGAACUUUCUGACAAAAUCGAUUUUCUGCCUUCAAUAAUUGUGCGUAGCCACUUUUUAUCUACCCAAUAUGAAUGUAUUCUGUUGUAGUCCGCAACGUUAUGUUGGAUGAUGUCACUUUGUUCAAACAGACGAGAUCUCAAAGUCUAACAUCCAUAAUACCAUGACUUGUAUUUAUUUGAACUCUCCACCAAUACAUUCCAAAUUCUAUUUCAAUCAUAGAGACCCCAUGCAUGUCCUGAGUUGUUUUCAAUGCUUGUUUGUACUCACAUAUCCAGUUGGAACCUGAGAGUAUGGAGUGUGCUUUCACCUGGA